AUGGGUUUUCCUCCGAAUCUACUAUCACUGCCUCUCGAGAUCUUGUCCAUGAUCACAAACCUCCUAGCUGCGCCAGAUUUACUCAACCUGAUAACUUGUAGCCGAUCCUCAAAAGCAAUUUUCAUGGGGCAUCUCUGGAAGAACCAUUUUCAUUUGGCUUUCAUAUGGGCUGCAAAAAAUGAGUACGAUGAUACAGCGGCGUAUGCGAUGAAAUUCAGACCCCCAAAUCUCCAUGCGUAUACCGAGCACUAUGCGGGUUAUGAGGGACUCAUAUUUGAAAGGCCUUUUUUGUCAGAAGCUGCGGCCUAUGGGCUUCCAAAAACUACAUCGCUCCUCCUCGACCAAGGAUUGGAUGUAAACUACAUCCAGCCCAAAUUGAAACAGACAGCACUGCUUAACUCACUCCGUCUUGAUCGUCACAAAUAUCGGAUCGAACCAAAGGGGGCAAAAUAUUUCGAAGUUACCAAGCUUCUACUCGAGAAAGGGGCGAAUCCUGAACUCCGUGAUGAAAAGGGAAAUACCGCCCUGGCACUCGCCGUCAAAAUGGACAGCGAGCCCUGGGUGAAGUUACUGCUCAAAUACAAUGCAGAUGUCAAUUCCAGGAAUGAUUCAGAUGAAACUCCUCUGGCCCUGGCCCUUCAAUUCAAUAAUUACUCUGUGAUAGAAUUGUUGAUAAGCCAGGGAGCGGAUGUGACUGCACAGAUUUCUUUCUACAACUCCAAGCUACCAAUGAUAGCUAUCGGAAAGCUAUCAGCAAGAACUACAAGCCUCCUGAUUGAACAUGGAGCAUCUCCAUACGGUGGAUAUGAGCUUUACAGGUCUUCUCUGUUUCAUGCUUACUAUAGCAGAAAUCUGGAGGUUCUUCGUCUUAUUCUUGAAUGUGAACCCCCGGAAACUGAAGACUACUCACGCAAGGCAAAGUCGGAUCUUAUUGAAAAAUGCCGGCAUGAAAUAAGAUUCGCAAGAGAUGAUAAAAAUCUGAUGCAGGAAAUGAUCGCCCUUCUAGAGGGAGAUUAG
Penicillium malachiteum is the source of this 1017-nucleotide messenger RNA. RefSeq names its product ankyrin repeat domain-containing protein. Gene Ontology annotation, molecular function: protein binding. Gene Ontology annotation, cellular component: cytoplasm; nucleus. The transcript has a single exon. The record is from RefSeq and is a predicted model, not a curated record. Lineage: Eukaryota; Fungi; Ascomycota; Eurotiomycetes; Eurotiales; Aspergillaceae. Bases 1 to 1017 code for a protein of 338 amino acids.